AUGGGUUCUAAGGGUUCGAAAAAGGUCAAAAUCAAUGAUCAUAAAGCUAAGGAGGUCGAAGAAAACCUUCCAAAAGUUGCAGAAACAGAAAAGUUACCAGAAAGUUCGAAACCAACAAAAAAUGUUCAAUUUCGUAUCAUGGUAGGGUCUUACGAACACAACUUAUUGUGUUUAUCAGUCCUUUUUAACAAAUCUCAACCAGUAUUUCAACCAAUAUUUCAUUUUCAAGCACACUCACUCUCGAUCAAAUCAAUUGAUUUAGCAAAGAGAUACUUAGUAACUGGAUCGAAUGAUGAACAUAUUAGAAUAUACGAUUUACAGAAAAGAAAAGAAUUAGGUACCUUGUUGAGUCACCAGGGAACUGUGACAACAUUGAAGUUUUCUAACGAAGGUAUUUCAGACGAAUCACAGAAGCACGAAUCGACAGAUAAGUCUGGAAAAUGGCUCUUGUCUGGAUCUGAAGACGGAAAAAUUAUAAUAUGGAGAACUAAGGACUGGGAAACAUUCAGCACUUUGAAGGGCCAUCAAGGCCGUGUUAAUGAUUUAGCUAUCCAUCCAUCGGGACGUGUUGCUAUUUCAGUUUCACAAGAUCAAACUAUCAGAUUAUGGAAUUUAAUGACAGCCAAAAAAGCAGCUGUCUUGAAAAUCAAAGGUAGAGAUCAUUUAGGACAAUGUGGUGAAUAUGUGAGGUGGUCACAAGAUGGUAAAUACUUCAUGGUUGGUUUAUUAAACCAAUUAUUAGUCUACGAAACUUCGAAUGCUAAAAUUAUUAAAAAAAUCAAAUUCAAUUCAACUUUGAUGUGCAUGGAAGACCUUUCUAUAGAAGGAAAGGAAUGGCUUGUUACAGGGCAUAGUAAUGGAUGUAUUGAUUUCUUUGAUUUCAAGGAACAGUUGACUACACAAAGGGAACCAGAGGCAGAUGAAAAGAAGAUCUGGGAAGCCAAGGCUGAAAGCAUUGAACCAGUUUUUACAUUAAGAGGACACACGAACCGUAUUAAGGAUUUAUCAUUGAUUCACCAUCCAGUUGAAACUAACGAUGUCCCAUAUUUAGUAUCAGUUUCAUCUGAUGGUAAAAUCGUUAUAUGGGACGUAUCCGAAUCUGUUAGAGAUCAAGUGGCAAUUUACGAUAGUGGUGAAAGAUUGAACUGUGUGGUAACAUGCCCUGAAACGGUUGAAAAAUCGUCUACUAUGAAAAGACGCUUCAAUGAGAUUCCAGAAAAGGAAGAUGCAGAAUCAGAAUACGAAACUGACGGUGAAGAAAUCAAGAAGGUUAUGUUGAAGGGUAAAAAGAAGGGUAAGAAGAACAAGAAGACAAAAGUCAGUGUCACCUUAGAAUAG
This is a messenger RNA of Debaryomyces fabryi, 1338 nucleotides long. RefSeq lists its product as uncharacterized. Lineage: Eukaryota; Fungi; Ascomycota; Pichiomycetes; Serinales; Debaryomycetaceae. Bases 1 to 1338 code for a protein of 445 amino acids. The transcript has a single exon. Gene Ontology annotation, molecular function: protein binding. The record is from RefSeq and is a predicted model, not a curated record.